AUGGACGGUCAAGGUGAUCCCAAGGCGGACCGCGAGGAUUCAUCUAAGCAGCUUCAGGAGCCAGGCCAGUUAACGGACGCCACAUCAUCAUCUGAGCUGGCUGGCACGGCGGUGGACGCCACGUCACCACAGAGAGGCCACCUGGACGUAUCGCGACACAAUCUACCCCUCAGCAGCAUUGUCAACCAGGCGGCGGUGAAGGAGGCGCUGCUGGCAGCAGCGGUGGACCCGGGGCUGGGAGGGGUGGCGCUGGUGGGGGGCCACGGCACGGGCAAGACCGUCAUGGCGCGCGCGCUGCCCCUGCUGCUGCUAACAGUGCUGCGCCAAUGCCGUCCCAUUGCCGUUGUGGAGGGCAGCUGGGCCAAUGCCGACCCGCGCAUGCCGGAAGAGUGGGAGGAGGGGCUAAGGGAGAGCAUACAGCAGCGGGGGUGCGACGUGCACCAUCCACCCGUCACCCUCUGCAACCCGCCUUUUGUGCAGGUGCCUCUGGGGGUGACGGAGGACCGGCUGCUGGGGUCGGUGGACGUGGAGGCGUCCAUCCAGGCAGGGCGCAACAUCUUCCUGCCGGGGCUGCUCGCGCAGUGCCACCGCGGAGUGCUCUACAUCGACGAUGCCAAUCUGCUGGACGACGCGCUGGCGGCGCUGCUCUUCGCCGCGCUCGCAGAGGGGUGCAGUGCGGUGGAGCGCGAGGGGCUGUCCGUGCGCCACGCGUGCCGGCCGCUGCUGCUGGCGUCGUUCAACCCGCAGGAGGGCGCGCUCAGGCGGCACCUUCUCGACCGCAUCGCGCUCAUUGUGAGCACGGAUGCGCCUCUUUCAUUGGAACAGCGGGUGGCAGCAGCUGACGUGGCGAACGCCUUUCUGGACGGCAAGCUGAGGGCUGGGGGAGGGGCGAGGGGAGAUUUGAAACCUGAGAGGCUGACGUCCUCGGAAGAGGGAGAGGAGACGCGAGAGGAGGGUGAGGAGGAUGAGGAGAGUGUGGAGGAGGGGGUGGAGGCGGAUAGGCUGCGAGUGCUGUUUGCGCGACAGCUGCUGCCACGUGUCAGCAUCUCACAGGCCCAGAUUGCAUUCCUGGUGGACGCUGCUGUGCAGCUGGAGUGCGAGGGGCAGCGAGCGGAGCUGUUUGCGGUGCGGGCAGCCAAGGCACUGGCGGCGCUGAACGGGCCAGCGCAGGUCUCCCAGGCCGACCUCGUCCGAGCCGCCCAGCUGGCAAUAGUGCCACGUGCCACGGUGGCAUUGGCCAGCGAGCCCAGCAGCAGCCCGCCCCAGUCCGCCCGUGCAGCGCCCCCUCCUCCCAGCAGGCGGGCGGACGACAGCAAAGAGGAGCCGCAGGAGGAGCAGGAGGGCGAGCCGCCCGAGGUGGACGAGGAUCAGCUGGUGCCAGCAUCAUUCGUCGUGGCAGCGGAGGACACGCGGCUCGAUGCCGCCGCCCUGCAGCUGUUCCAGCGGGCGGCGCGCAUGGCGGGGCGGGCGGGGCGGUCGAAGAAUAAGAUCUACUCGGAGGAGCGCGGGCGAUACGUGAAGGCGCUGCUGCCCAAAGGAAAGGUGGUGCGUCUGGCAGUAGACGCCACGCUGCGGGCGGCGGCACCGCUGCAGCGGGUGCGGCGAGAGAGGGCGGCGAGGACGGGCGGCAGGGAGCGGCGCAUCUAUGUGGACAAGAGCGACCUGCGGCGGAAACUGCUGGCGCGGCGAGCGUCGUCUCUGGUGGUGUUCAUAGUGGACGCGAGUGGCAGCAUGGCGUUGAACCGCAUGGGGGCGGCCAAGGGAGCAGCGCUGCAGCUGCUGGCGGAGAGCUACAGCAAGCGGGACAGCAUCGCUGUCGUGCCCUUCCAUGACCAGCACGCUGACCUGCUCGUACCACCCUCCCGCGCAGUCGCUCUUGCUCACAAGCGCCUGGAGAGUUUACCGUGCGGGGGGGGCUCCCCGCUGGCGCACGCGCUGGUGGUGGCGGUGCGGGCGGCGGAGGUGGCGAGGAGGCGUGGCGACGUGGGGCAGGUGGUGGCCGUGCUCAUCACCGACGGCCGCGCCAACGUGCCACUCUCCACGUCGCUCGAGGCCCUGGAGGGGGGCGGUGGUGGCGGAGAGGGUGCCACGGGCGCAGGCGGGGAGGAGAAGCUUCCUCCUUGCCUGGAAGAUAUUAAGGAGGAGGUGCUGAGCAUAGCAGCCAAGAUGGGGGCGGCGGGCAUACAGCUGCUGGUGAUCGACACCGAGAACAAGUUUGUUUCUUCUGGCUUUGCCAAGGAGAUCGCGAAACACUCGCAAGGUGAGUUGUCCUACAGCUAG
Closterium sp. Naga37s-1 is the source of this 2280-nucleotide messenger RNA. The record is from the annotation of a GenBank genome assembly. Lineage: Eukaryota; Viridiplantae; Streptophyta; Zygnematophyceae; Desmidiales; Closteriaceae.